UCCGUUUCAAGUUUCAAGUCGGAAGCUUAAUCGGAUAAUCAAAGCAGCUUCUGGAUCCCAAUCUCUCCUGCUCAUGCUUUGCUGAAAAUGGGUUUCGGCGCGAUUAGAUCGAUUAUCCGACCACUGUCGAGAACCCUAGCUUCUCGUGUCGCCGCUAGCUGCUCGCCUCCGCCGUUUCCUGCUGCGAAACCCGAGUUAUGCUCAUUCUUCGGUGGAUCGAGGCUACCAUGGAUUCCAAUGGCUAACCAUUUCCACAGCUUGAGCUUAACUGAUACUCGGCUCCCGAAGAGACGACCCACGACUCAUCCCAAGAAGAAAAGAUUCAAACUUAAACCUCCAGGGCCUUAUGCAUAUGUUCAGUAUACUCCUGGCGAGCCAAUUGCUUCCAACAACCCCAACAAGGGUAGUGUUAAAAGAAGGAAUGCCAAGAAGCGCAUCGGCCAGCGCCGCGCCUUCAUACUGUCUGAGAAAAAGAAGAGGCAAGCGCUGGUGCAAGAGGCCAAGAGGAAGAAGAGAAUCAAAGAAGUGGAACGUAAGAUGGCCAAAGUCGCAAGGGAGAGAGCUUGGGAAGAAAGGCUGGCUGAGCUUCAGCGACUCGAGGAAGAGAAGAACAAAUCAAUGUCUUCUUGAAUUGCUGCCUUCACUCAACCAAAAAACAGAGAAUAAAUCUUUCUUUGUUGUUUUCGAGAGAUUUACUGUUUCUUGUUUCAUGAGAUUGCUGUGUAUUGAGGAUGGUCAUCAUUUUAUUCAGCAAGAGAAGUCUAAACAAGUCUCGGAGGAGAUGCUCUCCUUCUUCAAUAAGUUACGCACAAGAGAGUAAUCUAUGACGCUAGUAUCAGUUUAACCAGUAAUGUGAGUGUGUGUUUUUUCGCAAAAUAAAGACAAAACAGAUCUAAUAGUCUUUUAUAUCAUCCA
This is a messenger RNA of Brassica oleracea var. oleracea, 915 nucleotides long. Its product is annotated as chromatin assembly factor 1 subunit A-like. The record is from RefSeq and is a predicted model, not a curated record. The transcript has 3 exons. Gene Ontology annotation, cellular component: mitochondrion. NCBI's taxonomy places the organism in Eukaryota, Viridiplantae, Streptophyta, Magnoliopsida, Brassicales, Brassicaceae. Bases 88 to 630 code for a protein of 180 amino acids.